CAAGUGUUUUUUUUUCUGCUGAAAAAUGGCACCACCAGCCAAAAAGGCGAAAACCAUACCGAAUCGCACGUCCGGAAUUCACUGUGGACUUCGGGGCAACGAGUACCAGAUCUUCAUGACGAUGUACAUGCUCGUGCGAGCCCACAACAAGUAUCCUGCGCACCAGGAUUACGAGCUGCGUAUAGAACGUCCGGAACCGGAAGUGGGCAAGUUUGACGACAUUUGGCUCAAGGUGGGAAAUGAGGAGGUGUUUGUUCAGGUUAAGUACGACUCGGUUAGUCCAACGCUGACCGAAGGUAUGCUACAAUCGAAAGGAAAGGAUGAUCGCUUCUCACUUUACAAGUACAGUAAAUCGUUCAAAGAGUGCAGAAAACUAGCCGCACCUCAACGGGGAAAGCAAAUCUGGUGGAACGUGUUAAUGACGAAUCUUCCGCUGAGUGGGAAGGUAUCGGAUAUUUUUGAAAGUUUCGAUGUCGACUGUAUGCUGACUAAAGUGUUGGGAACAGGAGAUUUGGUGAAACUUAAAACUGGAAAAAUGCAAAAGGAGCUUGGUGCGUCGAAAGAGUUUUAUGAGGAUUUUUUACUUUCCGUGGGAAGUGAAACGCGUAAAACAAAUAAAUCCUGUUUUAAAAAACUUCAGAGGAUUAUACAGGAUGAAAUAGAGAGGGUGAUGUUCGAGGAUGCCGAGCAUACAAUUCACAGACUACGUGUUAAAGUAGUGAAAUGGGUUUGCAAUAAAAUUUGUAGGGACGAGAAACAUUUCAACAGGAAAUGGGUUGAUGAUUUUUUCAAAGACAUACAAAGUGAUUAUAAAUCGAUUAUAGAGGCCUAUCGGCUCGAGCUUAAGGAUAGAUUGGAAUUAUAUGAACAUGUGACUAUAGGGGAUAGAAGAGUUGAUAGAUUGAAGCAAUGCAUGCAAAACGAGAAGAUUAUUCUACUGUCGAUCGUAGAGUCGUCAAUACUGCGUUUGAAACAGAUUUACCAGAUUCUUAAGGAUGAAAAGUUCACGUAUUUAUUAUUCAGUAGAUUGCAAAAUAUUUCAACCAGAGAAAAGGUGCUAAAUGCAUUGAAACAAAAUGACUCAAGUAAAAUGUUUUGGUUAUUCUGCAUGAUCGGAAAGAUGCUAAAAACUUGUUUGAAUUUACACAGGAAAUUCACAACAUGUGCACCACGAUAAUCAUUAUAUCUGAAAUGACACGAGAUCUUUCAGACAAUUUCAACGCCAACAAUAUUUCCUUUGAGUUAGAUUCUGAAGAAAUCACAAUGGCUGAUUUCACUACUAGCACUAAGGACUAUCUAUCCAAAUCAACGGUUACAUUUCAAGGAAUUGAACAAACGAUUGAAGAGCUUCCAAAUGUGCCAGGAUUUGAAUCAAACAUAUCCGGAGCUUGUCUUGAAGCACUGAUCGAUGGAUAUCCGGUGAUAAUUGGUGCUAAAUUACCAAGUGUUGAGUCACGGUGUUCGUUCUAUGUAGGAAGAAGGUUUAGCUCGAUAAGCUCAAAUUACUAUUCGCAAUCCAAAUUGAGGGAAGAUGAUGAGGUUUGUUUCGUGGAAAACGUGCAUGAAAUUGAUACAAAUAACGAUUUACUUUAUGGUUUAGUUAUUAAAGAUGAAAACGAACUAAUCGACAUUGAAGCCCUUAUCGAUGGAUCCAGCAAAUUGAUUGUGUUUGUGGAGUAUUUUGAAGA
Messenger RNA from Culex quinquefasciatus (southern house mosquito), 1688 nucleotides. RefSeq lists its product as uncharacterized. The coding region runs from base 26 to 1177 and encodes 383 amino acids. Lineage: Eukaryota; Metazoa; Arthropoda; Insecta; Diptera; Culicidae. The transcript is spliced from 2 exons. The record is from RefSeq and is a predicted model, not a curated record.